AUAUACUACUUGUUAUAUAUCAUAAAAUGUCCGCCAUUGACGACCUUGAAGAAUUUAAUAAUAAUAUUAAUAAUAAUAAUAAUAAUAUAAUUAAUAAUAAUAAUAAUAAUUCAUUUCAUUUAUACAAAGAGAUGGAGUUGAGUUCCCCACAAAAUGGAUAUCAGGAACUAAGUGAUAUUUUGAAGGAGAAUGAGCCUUGUGGGACUGAUGAACUACUUCCAAGUUGUAUCGUAACUAACGACCAAAAUCCAGGAGAAUAUGUAUUUGGUAACCUGGAUACUAACAACGACUCCAUGCCGAAUGAUUUGCCAUAUUAUGGGUUUUGUGAAUCGCCCCAACGGAUAUUUUCUCCUCUGCAAGAUGGGUUUGGUGAUAAUGUUGUUUUGGGUGAUGAUCAGUUUGUUAUUGAUGAUGAAAGGUUAUGUAGUGACUAUCUUUCUAGAUCUCCAUUUCAAGUUGAAGCCGAAAGUAUCCACAAUAAUAUAAAUGCUGAAGUUUCUGAACAAAUGACAGAGUCUUCUCCAAAAAAGGAUGUUACCGAAGAGCAAGUAACAGAGGAUAAGUUAGCCUCCACAUCCAAUGGAAGGAUGGUUGAUGAAAGUUUUAUCGGUGUCUCAAGUGACGAGCCUACAAACUUUGGAUUAGUCACUGCAGAGGCUGACUAUGAAGUUUCAGACAUUCUAACAGAAAAUGUGGAGUUUAUGAAUCAUGAUCUACCGAGAGCCGAUCAACAUAGUCCAAAUGUAAGUCCUCAAGUGCCAAAACCGCUUGAUCAAGUUAAUCCGAAAGCAAUUGCUUCACCACAACAAGUUCAUGAACAACCGUAUUCCUUUGAAGUCAAUUCACCGAAAGAUCUAUCUCCACCUGAGGAUUUCAAUCUCUCUAUACCAUCAAAUGACAAGAAAAAUCACGAAUCUAUGAAUACUUCUGAGCAAGGAGAGAUUUAUAUAAAUGAUGAUUCUGCAAGAAAUCCCUCUGCAUCACCAAGAAGCCAUCAUUCAAAUGGAAAUCAUCGGACUGACAAAAGGUCAGUUUCACCUAGCAGAGGAAAGGAGACGUCUUCUCGUCACAGGAGAGAUCAUCGUGAACGAUCUCGAUCAAGGUCUCCACGUAGAAGGCAAUUUCACAGAAGAUCAAGAUCCCCAAGGAGGAGGUACUUUCCAAGUCACAGAUCUCCCUCAUCAUCUUAUCAUUCUCGCUAUAGAUCUCCAAAACAAAAACAGUGGUCACCGCCUCAUAACAGGAGCACUGGACUAGGGAAACCCGGGAGGAACCUAUUUGUUGCUGGUUUUAGCUUCUUGACUACAGAAAGAGAUUUAGAAAGGAAGUUUUCUAGAUUUGGCCGUGUGAGAGAUGUGCGCAUUGUUCGUAAUAAGUGGUCAGGGGAUUCUCGCGGAUUUGGAUUUUUAACACUAGAAAGGGAUAAAGAAGCCGAUGCAGCGAUCAAAGCUCUUGAUAAAACCGAGUGGAAUGGACGGGUCAUCCUAGUAGAGAAAUCUAAACCUCAAUCAUGAUUAAUGAACGCAUUGUAAUGUAAGCUUACAAGAUGUUCUUUAGGCAGUACAAUUUUGUUUGCAUCAAUCAUAAUGACAUAAAAACUAACUUUUUAAAUUUCAUGUUGACUUGAUGUUGAGAUUGCAUAAAAUAGUUGCUUGUUAAUAUAGUUCGUUCUAUA
Erigeron canadensis is the source of this 1675-nucleotide messenger RNA. Its product is annotated as pre-mRNA-splicing factor CWC21-like. Gene Ontology annotation, biological process: mRNA splicing, via spliceosome. The coding region runs from base 27 to 1514 and encodes 495 amino acids. The transcript has 4 exons. The record is from RefSeq and is a predicted model, not a curated record. Lineage: Eukaryota; Viridiplantae; Streptophyta; Magnoliopsida; Asterales; Asteraceae. Gene Ontology annotation, molecular function: mRNA binding; U1 snRNA binding. Gene Ontology annotation, cellular component: U1 snRNP; U2-type prespliceosome; precatalytic spliceosome.